This is a messenger RNA of Physella acuta, 3450 nucleotides long. Its product is annotated as transcription factor E2F3. The record is from RefSeq and is a predicted model, not a curated record. Gene Ontology annotation, cellular component: RNA polymerase II transcription regulator complex. Gene Ontology annotation, molecular function: RNA polymerase II cis-regulatory region sequence-specific DNA binding; protein dimerization activity; DNA-binding transcription factor activity, RNA polymerase II-specific. Lineage: Eukaryota; Metazoa; Mollusca; Gastropoda; Physidae. Gene Ontology annotation, biological process: regulation of transcription by RNA polymerase II.
AUUCCAUGUCACAGGAACCUGGAUAAUCCGUGACAUGAUCUGUCCAAAUUUAUCUGAUUGAUCGCUCAUCUAAAUUGGAAAUCACGAUUAAAAAUAAAAACAAUUAUUAAUCUUUUAAUAGUUAUUAUUAUUCAUGAAAAAAUAUUACUUAUUAGAGAUUUUGUUCUCAUUUAAUUGCAUCGAUGAGAACGGAAGUUGUCAACUGACGCUGAGUGGCAGCUGUUAUCAGAGCAGUGCAGACUGACAGAUCUCUUCUGACUUAUUGGAAAUUUUAAUUUCGAUAUGCCUAGGAAGCAAACCUUGGUGGCUAGGCGUGAUCUUCCAAUAUUUAUUAAACAAGAACCUGCGGACUGUGGCUCAAUUACAAAUCAAUUAUUAAAUUUACCGAGUAUUUAUCCACGGCCUACUCCUGGAGCACAGGGAGGUGCAACAACAAAGACUCAGACUGAGUCGGACUUUUCAUAUUCCACCACUGAUAUCAAACAUGAAUUUGAGCAGUCUACGCCGCAUGAUGCUAGUUUUUCAGGAUAUGAGUUAAUUCAGGAGCUGGAAAAGCCGCAGGUGAAGCGAAGGCUUGAAUUGGAUAACGAAACCACAGUGGAAGGAUUUAAAACGCCCAAGCCCUGUAAGAGAAGGAAAAGUUUAGCAGAGUCCCCUAGAGGUGCGAGGUCACCCUUAGAAAAGACUCGUUAUGACACCUCUCUGGGGUUAUUAACAAAAAAAUUUGUUGGAUUGUUACGGAGUGCACCAGAUGGGGUUGUAGAUUUAAAUAAAGCUUCAGAAGUCCUUGAGGUGCAAAAGCGAAGAAUUUAUGACAUUACAAAUGUUUUAGAGGGUAUCAACCUUAUACAGAAGAAAUCAAAGAAUAACAUACAAUGGAGGGGCUCAGCCAACACCUUCACGUCGUCAGGGGAACCUUCUAUACCCCAAGUCACACAGAUCAGCACAGCCAGUGUGGACUUGCAUUCAGAUAUGGCAGAUUUACGAACGAAAGAAAAUGUUCUUGAUAAAUUAAUCGCCAACACAACUAGACAGCUGAGGAAUAUGACAGAGGACUCUGAAAAUGCUAGAUUGGCAUAUGUAACGUAUCAGGACAUACGCAGCCUUAAUUCUUUGAGGGAACAAACUGUUAUAGCAAUCAAAGCACCUCCUGAGACAAGAUUGGAAGUACCAGAUCCUGAAAACAACAUUCAGAUAUGGCUGAAAAGUACGAGAGGUGCCAUUGAUGUUUUCUUGUGUCCGGAUGAUCUACCUGGUGAUGAUUCUUCUAGCACUGGAUCAGACUCGACAGCCUCGGCUAAUGAUGGCCAAGAUGAGGUUGAUGGUGUACAGUCUAGUGAUCUUGGCCAUGAAAGUAAUGGUGAUGGGACAAGCAAACCGACCUGUUCUGGUGGUGAUAAGCUGUCGGAUAGAUUAAAUAGCAUAGAAUCAAUCAAGCAGGAGCUUUUCUCUGAAGAUUCAACAUCAGCAGAUGAGACAGCGUUGUUGAGGAACGAAAUAUCUCCUUUGUGCGGGUCAUCCUUACUUCACACGACGACAGACCAAGACAUGCCCUUCAUGCAGAUAAACCCUACAUUUAGUCUAGAUGAGGAUUACUUGUUUGGUGUCAGUGAGAACAGUUUCAAUGAACUUCUGGACGCCUAUGACCUUGGUUUUUAGCAGCUAUCAGUCAGUGGCGUGCUUUGGAUCACAGGAUGGACAUUGAUGUUCCACUGACACUUGUUGACUACUUACAUUUUAUUUUCUCACUAGCCAUGAUUUUUUUAUUUUUGUAAUUGGAUGGACAGUUAAGGAUUUCCUACAUAUUGACCCUGGCGUUUAAAUUAUUUUUCUGUACCAUGUACCGUGCCUUAACCCUAACCUGUCUAGAUAAACAGUUGCUGUGGCUGUACAGAAUAACUUAUUAUGUAUACAUAAUUUUUUAUUUGUGGAGUUAUUCGUGAUGGGUGUGUGAUGAUUAAAUUUUUGUAUAAUGUUGAACACAUUCUGUAAACAAAUUUUUAAUCAAACAUUUUUAAUUCUUUUAGUGUUUAUGUUUAGCUAUAAAGAUUUUUAAAUUAGGCAGUCUUAGUUUAUGAAUUGCUCUACCAAGGAAGUGAAAUUGCGUUAUUUAUUUGUAUUGAAAUUUUUAUAAAUUAAGAAUUCCACAGCUUUUGUUUUGUUGAAGAAUCUGGGUUAACUUAAAUUUUCAAUGCUUCAGUACUGUUAGUAAGAGACUACUAAGAGGGAAUUUUUCUUCGCCAAUUUUUAUAAAUGAAAAGCAAAUUGGUUUUCAAUUGUACUGUGGGCCAUGUGACUUUUUGAUGGCGCUUGGCCUUUUUGUUUUUUUGUAGAUCAAUUUUGGUUAAUGCAUGUUUACAUUUUUAUUUAAAUAAUGGCAGCCUGAUUGACCAUUCCUUAAGUGUUAACAUUUAACAUAAGCAGUUCAAAACAUUUUAGCAUAAAAAAUAAGAUUUAUUUUCUUUUGACAAACAAAAGAAAUAAACAAUUUUUGCUGAGUUCAUUAUUUUUGUGUAGCUGUAUUACAGUACAUACUUGGAAGUAAAUUUGACAUGUGUGUCAUGGGCAAGGUUUUAUUAACUCAUACCUUUUUGUUUUUAAACUUUCUAAAGAAAUCGCAGCAAAAUUUUUAGCAUCAUGAUGUACAUUUUUACUUCAGUGGGCUAAUAGCUUUCAUGCAAGUAAUUUAUAAAUUAUUUUGCAGUUAUUUAGAAUCUUAAAAGUUUUUUCUGUAUAAAGUACUGCCAAUUUUUUCACCAUUUCUUAUUUAUCCCUGCACAUUAGGAGAUAUUAUUUUUCUUCUCCUUCAUCUAGUUGUAAAAAAAAAGAAAAACACAAUGUUUUAAACAUGUUUGUGUUGCCUGGCUGUGUAGUUUCUCAUUCAGUUGUUGUAUACAUUUGAUUUUAGCUUCAGUUUUGUGUAUAAUUUUCAUCACUGCCUAGUAUUUAUUAUGUUCUGUCCUCACAGGUUGUACAUACAGAGAAUUUUUUUUUGUCUCCCUCCCACAUCCGCAUGUUUUAACUAGCAUAAAUCAUUGGUCUGUGUCUAGCUCAAUUAAUUACGCAGCUACAAGUGGCAGUUAUUGGUUCACUGUUUUAUUUACAUUGUAUUUUUUUUUUUUAAUCUCAUCCACAUUAUUUUUGAGCUUUUUAUAAAAAGUUUUUUUUUUAUUGUAAUGUAUGUUAAACUUUGUUGCAUAUUAAUGAGUAAUGCUGAAAUAGUAUAAGCUAGUGUAUUAUUCAUUUGGAGCAGCUAUAAUAUGGCAAUUUUUGCUUGCUACAACUAGAUUUAGUUAAUGUCUGUCUUCUCUUUAUUCUGAGACUGUUAAUUACCAAUGUAGCUAAUUGUAAAAUGAGGUUUUCUAUUUUAAAUAACCAGCAUGAUAGUUUAUAGGUUUUGAUAUUCAUGAUUUAUAAUAUAGAACUGAUAAUUUAUGUACAUAUUGCAAA